Messenger RNA from Scheffersomyces amazonensis, 1400 nucleotides. RefSeq names its product aminotransferase. Gene Ontology annotation, molecular function: pyridoxal phosphate binding; transaminase activity. NCBI's taxonomy places the organism in Eukaryota, Fungi, Ascomycota, Pichiomycetes, Serinales, Debaryomycetaceae. The transcript has a single exon. The annotation marks the transcript as partial. Gene Ontology annotation, cellular component: cytosol. The record is from RefSeq and is a predicted model, not a curated record.
AUAUGACCAUUGAAGAACAAAAAUCUUACGUCUUUCAAGCUAAAAUUGAUGAACAAUUACCAAAUGUUCUUAGCGGAAAGGGUAUUAAAAUUGAAGUUGAAAAAGAUGGUAAAGUUACUGAACUUAUUGAUGCAAUGACUGGUGCAGCUGUUGGAGCUUUAGGUUGGGGAGAUCCUGAAGUUCAUAAAAUUAUGGCUGAAGCUGCAACUGUUACAAGUUAUUCUUAUCCUGCUUAUAUAGGUAACAAACAUGCAGAAGCAUUAGCUAAAUUUUAUAUUGAAAAUUCACCAAAGGGAGCAUUUGCAGGUGCACUUUGGUGUGGAUCAGGAUCAGAAUCUAAUGAAAAUGCUCUUAAACUUAUUAAACAAUAUCAUAUUGAAAAGGGUAAUUUAAAGAAGAAUAAAUUUAUUUCUAGAACAACUUCUUAUCAUGGAUAUACAAUUGGAGCUUUAUCAAUUUCUAGUAAUCCAAGGGCUACUGCUUAUAAGGAUAUUUUAUUACCACAAACUCAAUGUUUAAAGAUGCCAGUUUGUUAUGAAUAUAGAAAUAAAAAGAAGACUGAAACAAGUGAAGAAUAUGUUCAAAUAUUACUUGAUCAAUUAGAAGAAAUGAUUAUUGAAGAAGAUCCUGAUACUAUUGCUGCAGUUAUAGUUGAAACAUUACCUGGUUCAUCAUUAGGAACUGCUCCUCCACCACCAGGUUAUUUACCAGGACUUAGAAAAUUAUGUAAUAAAUAUGAUCUUAUCUUUAUGUUAGAUGAAGUUAUGUGUGGAACUGGUAGAUGUAAUCCAAAUGGAGGAUUAAAUUGUUGGGAAAAUUUCUUAACUGUUGAAGAAGGUCCAGAUAUUCAAACUGUUGGUAAAACUUUAGGUUCUGGUUAUGUAUCUAUUGCUGGUAUAUUAAUUUCUCCUAAAGUUAGAAAUACUUUCUUAAAUGGAUCAGGUAAAGUUAUUGGAGCUCAUACUUAUUCUGGUCAUGCAUUUAAUUGUGCUGUUGCUUUAAAAGUUCAAGAAAGAAUUAAAGAAUUAAAAUUAACUACCAAUAUUUUUAAGAUGGGUAAUUUAAUGGGAGAAAAAUUAAAGGAAUCCUUAAAGGAUAGUAGAAUAGUUGGAGAUGUUAGAGGUAUUGGAGGAUUCUGGUCAGUUGAAUUGGUUAAGAAUAAAGAUACUAAAGAAAGUUUCCCAUUACCAUUAGAUGUAUGUCAUCAUCUUCAAGAUAUUUGCUUUGAUAAUGGAUUAACUGUUAUGGGGAAUCAAUGUUGUAAUUUAGAUUCAGGAGAUCAUGUUUCAUUAGCUCCAUCAUUUAUUAUUACUGAAGAGAAUGUUAAUGAAAUUGUUGCAAUUUUUGAGAAGUCUGUAGCCGAGUUAGAUGCGGCUCUUGUUGCUUCCGGUGACUUAUAA